This is a messenger RNA of Poecilia latipinna (sailfin molly), 2109 nucleotides long. RefSeq names its product small G protein signaling modulator 2-like. Bases 16 to 1479 code for a protein of 487 amino acids. NCBI's taxonomy places the organism in Eukaryota, Metazoa, Chordata, Actinopteri, Cyprinodontiformes, Poeciliidae. The transcript has 9 exons. The record is from RefSeq and is a predicted model, not a curated record. Gene Ontology annotation, molecular function: GTPase activator activity.
AGAAGUCAUGGAUGGAUGGCUGGUCCAGCCCGUCUCCAGGCCGGUUGUUACCUUCUGUGCUUUGUGCCAUACAGGAGAGCCCAGAGCGUUGGCCAUGAGCCCCUGAGAAGACAAGGCUCCUCCACCAACAGCCGCCCUCCUCAGCCUCUCUCUGCCCAGGCCAUCAAACACAUCUGGGUCCGCACGGCUCUUUUUGAGAAGGUUUUGGAUAAAAUAGUCCAGCACAUUGUGGACAACUCCAGUAAAUACUAUGAAAGGGAAGCUCUAAUGCAUGACCCAGUCUUUGGGCCCAUCUUAGCAGCCUUGCUUGUGGGGCCCUGUGCCCUGGAGUACACUAAGCUGAAAACUUCCGAUCAUUUCUGGACGGACCCAUCAGCCAAUGAGCUGGUUCAGCGCCACCGUAUCCACGGGGCCCACCGCAGCCUAGAUGUGUCAUCUGGCCGUCGACCAGCUCUGGGGAUCCGUAAGAGGCAGUCCAGUGGGAGCAUGUCAGAAGACAGGUUUGCUGCAUCUGCGAGAGAGUAUGUGGAGUCCCUUCAUCAGAACUCCAGAACACACCUGCUGUACGGAAAAAACAACGUCCUGGUGCAACCGAAAAAGGACAUGGAGGUGUUACGGGGCUAUUUGUCACUCCAUCAAGCUGGGGAUAACCUCACGCUAAAAUGGACACCUAACCAGCUCAUCAAUGGUACGCUGGGGGACUGCGACCUGGAGAAAAGUAUUUAUUGGGACUAUGCACUGACUGUUCCUCUGCGCCAGAUUGUUUGCAUCCACUGUCACCAACGGCCUGAUUGUGGUGGGACGCUGGUACUCGUCAGUCAGGAUGGGAUCCAGAGGCCGCCACUGCACUUUCCCCCCGGCGGUCACCUCCUGGCCUUCCUCUCCUGUCUGGAAACUGGACUUCUACCACGAGGUCAACUGGAACCUCCCCUCUGGUCCCAGAAAGGCAAGGGAAAAGUGUUCCCUAAGUUGCGGAAGAGGAGCAGCGCAGCACGCCUCAUGGAGCAGGACAGGAACGGUGAGGAGCAGACAGCUGCUGACUACGUCUUUCGCAUCGUCUACCCAGGAUACCGAUACGAUGCUAUCACUAUAAACUACCACCACACCACGGGCAGCCGCGCACCGUCGCUGGAUGACGAUGAGGAAGAGGAAGAUAGACUCCAUGCUAUGAUCUCAAUGAUCUGCUCGCGGAACCUCACAGACCCUAAUGUCUUGAAAGGUUUUUAUCACCUUAACACACCACCAAACCUGCUGCCCCAUCCCCACCCCUUAGACCUCACUCAAGCUUCAGACCCUUCCCUCCUCACCUCCCUCGUCCUCCGCCCACUUCUCCGUGUCCUCUUUCGUCUUCCCUCCUUCCCCUACCUAGCCUCUCACCCCCCACAGCUUUGCCUGCCUGUCUGUGUGCUGCCUGAAGCUGAGCCCAGCAGUGAGGAGAAGGCUAGGUCUGAUCAAACUAUCAGGGACAUGGGGAAGUAGAAAUGUGGUCCGAAACUCUGACCUGCUGCUACCAAAUUUAGCUGAUCCUAUUUUCUCUUGUAGAACUUUUAAUAAAUUGAAUUAAGAUUUUCUUACAAAGAUGGCAGACAGUAUGUUGAUGAUUUAGGGAGCUUCUGUAUUAGUCGACAUUUUAAACUGUAUUUAAUUUAUCAUUAGAUUUAAGGAACCUCCAUGAUUAGCUGGUUGUUAAUAUUGUGUAAGACUGCAACUAAGGAUUAGUUUAUUGAUCAAUUGUUCUAUUGAUUAAUUAGAUAAACACAUUGGCACAUUCUUCUGAUUUUCCAUUUGCCCACUGAAGCCUUUUUAAAUACAAUAUUAUAAAUAUAUAAAGAGAUUUUUAAAUGAGAAAAUAAACCUUUUGUUAGCUAAAAUCCAAUAACAGCUUUCCUUAAAACACUUGAUCAUUUGUAGCAAACAAUGCAUCUACAGCUAAAAAAACAUCAACAUGUGAAAAGCUCAGUCUUUUCUGUGAGACUUACCAUCAGUACAGAGUAGGAUUGAUCUGGUGGUAUUUUUUUUGGAUUAAACAAGUAAUAAUUGGAUAGCAAAAGAUGCUCAAUAGGAAAUUUAUUUUUAGAGAAUUUGAAUCAGCUAAAACUGCAAUUUGAC